CCGAUGUGCGGACGACAGUUUUUUCGGAAGCAUGGAUCACAUCACAAAAUUUGUUGUAGCAAGAUUACCUGAGUCAUAUAAUAAAGAAAAACAAAAGAAGUUAUGAAUCAUGGUGCACGAAAUGUGUUCCGAAAUAUCACACUCAGUUGGAAAGCUUGUGUACAACAUUGGCAGGAUAGAUGAUAUUGAAGCUGGGACAAGCACGACAGAACCUAGUAAGAUGGGAACAAGCAAGCAACAUUUAAAGAAAAGAAGUAAACAAUUGGGCAGUGACAGCGAAAGCUUAUUAAGUGAAGAAGGCAGUGACAUCUUACCUUGUGAAGAAGAUUCAUACAAGUCGGACAACGAUGAUAAUGACAAAGAUGGAGAUGAAUCUGAUGAAGUAGAUGAUGAUGGAGAAAAAAGCGACAACGGUAGUGAUGGGGACUCAGACAAUGAUGAUGGUGAUGAACUGAGGAGGGAAGAUGCAGGGCGUAACCCUAACAAGCUAGAAGAACAAGGUGAGAGGGAGGAAGCACGUAGUGCUGAAAUGGAACAAGAGGAUCAAGCAACCCGUGACGGUAGUGCUAGCAAGGAUGGGGAAACACGACCAGGUGACACAGUGGCAAGUACAGUAGUGGGCAAGGGACAACAAACAGUCGAGCAAGAGGGAGAUGAUGAAGAGGAGGAUAGCGAUGAAAAGGAAGAAGAUGAAGUUAGUACAGAAGAUGACAUGGAUGAUGAAGAAGAAUAUGAUGAUGAUGUGGGAACAGGUGGUGACAAGGAAGAAUACAAGGAGGGGGAUGGGAAUGGGGAUGGCAAGGAUGAUGAGGAUAGCAAUGGAGGAAAUAGCAGUGGCCACAGUGAUGGUGGUGGGAACAUCAGGAAUGAGGAUGGAGCUGCUAAUUACUUGGACAGUGACGACGAUGAUCAAUGCACACUACAAUUUUUGCUUCAAAAGAAGGAAAGCAAACAUAAGGAGCUUGAUGACUUUGGCUCGGUUAACAUCAAAGGCAUAGUGAUGAUGGAGUAGGAAUCUUUUUCCCCACGCAUACCAUUGUAUGAAGCGAAAGAAUGCAUUGAUGAGCGACCAGCUGCAUUGGAAGCAAAGAGGCCUUUUCACAACCUAAUGAUGGGCUUAGAGUUGAAGGAACUCCCCUAAUGGACUUGACGGAAAUAUGUCCAAAACACAUGCGCAAGAGGUUGAUGAGAGAAAUGGGUGCAGAGCAUCCACCCAUCCCUUGCAGAGAGGGAAAACCAGAAGAAAUUGGGGAAAAUCAGAGAGGUAAAACCAGAGGGAAAACACAUAACUUGGGUGGAAAACCAGAAGAAAUUGCAGAGAGGGAACUACCACCCAUCCCACCGAAGAAGAAAAAGACCGUCAGCUUCAUCCUGCAGCCAACAGUAGUGAAAGCAACAGCAGAGGAUCUACAAGAAAGGCAUUCAAAAAAUGCACAACAAGUGCAUGUUCCCAAGGAAAGGCGGUCAGCUAUUAAGAAAUCUGGGCAAAUACAACAUCAAAGCCUGGCAACUGCUGUAUAGAAAGAGGAAAAUUGUGCUACUUUGAAGCCCCAGGUGGAAGUAAAUAAAACAUCAAGCACUACAAGAGCACCAAAAGGAUUCCAAAGUGAGAAUGUUGCACCAACUAUCACACAAAGUCUCGCAACUCAGGCCAAGGAGGAAGCAAGUUGCAAAAAACUCCAUGCAAAUCUUUCAAUCAAACAAGCACCAGUUAGAGUGUCU
Molecule: messenger RNA, 1722 nt
Organism: Triticum dicoccoides
Lineage: Eukaryota; Viridiplantae; Streptophyta; Magnoliopsida; Poales; Poaceae
Exons: 2
Coding region: 110-1012 (300 amino acids)
Source: RefSeq, a predicted model, not a curated record